AUGGCAAGGAGUGCGGAGAAGGCUAUGUAAUGUCCAAUAUUUUUGUGGUUUACUUUUCAGGACCGCCUUAGCGCGAUGGCGCGCUGCCUACGUUGACAAAGUCGCCGAAUUGAAGAAAAGACCACAUUUCGCUGGAGACUGCGAAAUUUUGAAGGAUGCGAUGUUUUUCAGACGUCAAGUUGUGCAUGAGAUUUCGCGGAAAAUUGCCCAAAUUCAGAAUCGUAUGCGAAUUUUAUUGCUACGUGAUUGCCCCGCUAAUAGCUAGUCUUGGCGAGUACAAGCUUCGCGACCUCAACGAUGAAAUCAACAAAUUGAUUCGUGAGAAAGACCGAUGGGAUCUCCGAAUCAAAGAGCUUGGUGGUCCAGAUUACAAAGCAGAUGCUCCAAAACUACUAGAGAAGGAUGGUCGAGAGGCUCCAGGAAAUCGGGGUUACCGAUAUUUUGGGGCAGCCAGAGACCUGCCGGGUGUUCGGGAACUGUUUGAAGAACAACGUAAGAGUUCCGUUCUAAUAUUUACGCAACCUGUUUUCAAUAGUAUCAUUUUGACUUUGGCUAUAGUAGGUACGCAUAUUGAUUUCUCUAUCAUUGCGAGAAAUUUUCAAUAUCUCACCCCUAUCUCCUGUUAUGGAUGCCUGAGCACUCGGCCUGAAUUAACUGCGGCUGGCUACCCCUUCUUAGGUACUGUUUCUUAUCCAUUUGAUUAGGGAAAAUUGAGUGUGUCCAUUAGAUGGAGUUAUUUCUUGCUUCACGGACGGUUUAUCUUCAAAACGGGGUCUUACGUCUGUUAAUCUGACUUGGUUAUAGUUCAGGCACUUUGGGAAUCUGACCCGAUAGCAGAUCCUCAAUUUCGUGGCCGUUUACAUUGGUGGGUGUAACCUUGAACUGGAGUUCUCACAAAAUCCACAAUGAGCUAUUCUGCCGACCCCCUACUGCAUUUUGACCACAUUACAAUCGUUUUCCCUCAUUGCAGUCAGUCAGAAAUGGGUUCCCACCCGAGAUGAACUAGUUGGCACCCCAGCCCUACAGACCAAACGUCAUCAGGUUCAGGGGAGAUGAAGUCUCGACCAAUUUCUCUUUAAAACCGGCGUAGUACAUGACGAGGGGGGCACAGUUACAUAAUCGAGUUUCCGAUGGACUUUGCAGGUUUUCUUUGGAAACGUGGUCGGAGAGGAAAGUUGGGAGAAUGAACAACAGGUAUCAUUGGUCAGACGCAUUUUCGGGUCCUGUAGUCACCCCGCAUACCCGUACAAAACGACUAUUGGCGGAAGCCUGGUCGGAAAUAGGAGUCAGGGAUUUGGUGCAAGUCAGGUUCCCUAGAUCGCUGGUAACAAAAAUGACUUAUUUAAUAAGCUCUUAUUGUUACUGCAGUUCCAUAAUCGGUUUGUCAGAGCUAACUCUUGUAUCCUACUAAAACUACCACAUCGGUCCGUAACUGUUUAUUUGCAGUGCUUGCGUGCUUAUCUCGUAGUUACCUUUCAUUAAACGCCAUUCCACAAGCGACUAACUUGCGCACCGGGCUGCCAUCGUGCAGACCAACAGACAGACCCCAUCUUCUGUCGAUUCCUGUCUUCCUACCGCCCACAAAAGCUGGAUACAAGAGGCUAUCGUCUCUCUGAAUACCGUCCAUAACGGUCGAUUCAUCAUGGGAAACUACCAGUCCAACUCUGUCAUUUUUAGCCAACAGCCUAUUUUGUUCUUCCCUUUGUCAAUACAUUUAAUGUUUUAACGUAUGCUUUACGCUUUCGUGUCUGUAAUAAGUUAAGGGUGUUAGGUCUGGUCACUGUAGUCCACUAAUACUUGUACCUUUUUCGCUGUUACAUCUGUUUAUGACAACACUUGGUGGGAUAGAACAGCUUUCGAACAGCAAAUUGACCACAUGUCACGUUAAGCUCUCAGUGGACAAUGGGUGGAAAGAAAACAGGCCAACGUUGUUGCAUUUUAGCGACAAAAUGUGGUUUGCUGAGGUUUGACAGUUCUCGAUAUUAACGUCCACUACUAGUAUGCAAUUAUAGUUUUUGUUAUCGAGACAAUAUGAUUUCAGUAGUUACGACACGGGCCCGUGGAGGUACGUUUGCAAAACUAAUAGUAACACCUAUCGAUAAUAACUCAAACAACUUGCCCGCGCGCCAACGUAAAUAGGUGUGGUUGUUGCGAAAAAUUUCGUAAACGGGCCUUUUAUGAAGAAAAAUACGCAACCGGUGCCGGUAUUACAUACAAACACUCAUGGAACAAGCCAGGACUGGCCUAGAAUGAGUAUUUCGAAAUUACCGUGUUCCCGCUCGACCAACAAAAUAAGCUCCAUGACGUCCAUUUAUCUCUCCAGGACUCUCCCAUGUCUAAUGGGCGCCUGCCAUUCCGGACUGCCCCGCAUAGUGUAGGAAGUAGAUGAGGUCGUCGGUCUAGAAUGAAUUAUACCUACCGUUAAUCGAAGCAAAGCAAAGUCAUCCGCUCGAAAAUGCUAGUUGAUACCAUCUGACAGGUCUAGUUGAAAUGCUCAGUCCACGGAAGCUAGCCCGCCGUGGUCAGCACCAUACACGCACUUUCCGCAAAAUAUGUUUGGAUUUACAAAUAUCUUUAAAAUAAUUGGAAAACAGUUUAUACCAUUCACCCAGACCUUUAUUGGAAAAUGUGACUUUCUUCAGUUACCUGGAUGGUGCCCUUUUAAAGAUUAACAUCCAGACAUGCAUUGUUAGACCUUGCGUACACUGAAACUGAGUAGUAAUCUCAGCUUAACUUUGGCACACUAAUUUUGAAUUCUGCUCUGUCGUCUGUUUUUGCUGAGAACCACUCUCGUCACUAUCUCACAUCCUGCUAUUCUUUUUUGAACCAAAACAGCACAACCCAUUCCUCGUAAAACUCGUGGCGAACUAAUGAAACAAGUUGACAUUUCCUACUAUGGUAACUGUGAUGAAGAUGACGGCGUAAUUCUCCCUCAGGAAGCCGCUUACGAGGAAAAGUGUGAGUUCCCUCCCUAAGAUCUUGUCGCUGCCAAAUUCCUUUUUAAAUGUAUACCCAGUCGCGGCAUGUUUAUUUGACCGGUGCCCACCACUGGUCGCAUACAGAUUUGGCUAAUAAGAAACUCAUGGCAAAGGCAAAUAGAGCCUUUACAUCUUGGCUUUGUCGGCCGCUAAGUUUAGCUGCAAUUUCGGAAGGAUAUCGGCACGUGUUCUACUUUUGCCACUCGGAGUACUCGGCAUCGGCUUUAGGUCGGUUCAAUAAUGAAUCACAGAAGUUUUAUUGCCUGCUCCCGAACAUAACUACUUUAUAAAUCGGAGCCCUGAUCCUUGCAGUCCGAGACUGCCUGACCUCCAAGCAUAUUUAACCCUAAAGAUCCAGAAAUCAUGGUGUGUGUGUGUGUGUGUGCUGGCGUAAACCACUCGAAUCGUCGAUCCCACGUAGUUAAGUAACUAACAGCUGUGCGUUGAGUUAACCGGCCGAUUACUUUUUACAGACUUCGAUGCCUAAGGUGUCCUCCUGGAAAUCCCCGAUGAGUGCCUCCCUUUUUGCAUAAAAUGAUGAGGGUAAGCAGCCGUACCACCAGUUUAGGACACAUGCAGUCUUUUCUGCCAGAUACCUUUGUAAAAAGGACACUGCAUCCCACUAAAUGCAAUGCCAUACAGGAUUUUUCACAGAUUUCACCUGACGGAGCAUCGGCGUUACAUCUGGCCUGGAAACCCAGACGGCGGUCGCAUUAAGAACAACCAGUGGUUGAGAAACGACUUUCCGGUCGUCUUUCUCAGUGACUUUCUUAGGGCAACGUUACCGUGUACAGGUGUACCGCACCAUCUGUACAUGCUGCACGGUAAUAUUUCAGAUAAUUUGACCAAACAGUACGCCCAUUCUGGUAGGUUAGAGAGGAAUUUGUCCUCCCUUCUAAGCGACCUGUAGAACCGUAUAUAUAGGGGGUGACUGCUGGAUACGAAUUCUUUGACGCAAACCUAGAACAGUCCUGUACUUUUUUGUUUAAUGGCUCCUAUCGUAAUUCGUCGCUGCACAGCUGCUAUUGACUGGCUCAAUAAUGUGGCGACGGAUCUGAGGGGCUGUGAUCCUUACCCACCCUGAAGUGUCUUUUACGUCCACCUAACCUGGACAACGGGCUCGUGGCCCAGUUGUUAGAGGCGCGGACUUCUAACUAACAGGUCGCGAGUUCGAGCCUCGGAUGUUCCACACUUCGGGGUUGGGUAGGACUGGCUGACGACAACUAAUAAGCCAGAAAUGGCCAUUCCAGUCUCCUCUGUCUUUGUCGGUAAUGCCAUUCUGCCUAACCUGGUUUGUUUUACUAAUGCCUGGUAACUUGCCCCGUUCCUACUCCCAACUACUAAAUUCCUGUUCUGUCUGUCAGUGAUGGCCCGGAAAGCUGAAAUUUGGAAGAGGCGCCACGAUGAAGAGGCGGCAGGCAGAAAGGCGGCCUAUCUUCGCUCAAAGCAAUACCAGGAAGACCUGGAGGAAGAUGAUGAGAAUCCAGACGAAAAGGAUAUUUAUGACACUGGUGACAAUGUAAGUCCUCUCGUUUGCGUCCCCUCAUACGGACCACCGCUUGCGCGCGGGGAACCAAAUUAACUGAAGGGUAGCAAGGGGCGAUAACUGGGGUGUAUAUGUUCUGCGUCUGAAUUCUCAAACGAAAUGCGCCACUGUCUGACGAGUCAGACCCGCAUUCAGCCGCUACGUGCGUCGGCUUCGUCUCCGUGCGCUUCCGCAUGUUUAUCCAUUUCACUGUCUGUGUCGUAGCGAGCUGCCCGUUAUGACUUUCGGACCCAAACUGGCCCACCCCCCUCUCCAAGUGGAUGAGAACAGGCAAACACUUGCCGUACUAGCCAGGACAUGACAGCAGACGGGGUGUCGACAGAAGCGCUAGCAGUAUAUAGACGUGAGUUCCUAGACGUGAGCAUACAAAAGCUCAGUGACGGGGGCAUCGCAACAAGCGUUUAUCGCUGAGAUCAUCCUGAGCUAUCAGAGUAACCACCCAGCUGCCCAUAAAAGAAGCUAUGUUCGGAUCCUUUUCCACAGGGCCUAUCGGUACUGCAGUAGCGCCGAUUUUCACAAAAAAGAACUGGCCUACUUGUAUCGCCUUUUCUGACUCAACGGAUACCCGGUGAGCUUUGUGAAAAAUUGUCUCAGACGCCAUCGACAACCACAAAACGUCGACUCUAACGGAGACAGGAUAUCACGAAAAUUCUAUUCCCUGCCCUACAUGCCGAGAAUUUCCGAAGCGAUCGCUCGAUAAUUCAAUCAAUUUGGCAUCUCCAUCGCCCACAAACCGGCGUCUUCAUUGCGCACGACAUUAUCCGGGGCAAAAGACCUUAUACCGAAUGAGCAGCAAACAAAUGUCAUUUACCGCAUUCCAUAUGCAAACUGCUCUAGCGUUUAUGUUGGGCAUACCGGCCGACGACUCGGGACCCGCAUUAACCAACAUAAGUUGACCAUCCGCCGACCGGACCCCUUGUCUCUCGUGUCUGCGCACGCCCUUGAGUGUGAUCACCGCUUCAACUGGGAGAGGACCGAAGUGAUCGCUAAUGCCAACACCAAACAAGUGCGAGAGUUUCUAGAAGCUUGGCACUCUAAUAACUAUAACAUCAACCGCCAUGUCGACUUGGACGCUCACUGCGAAGGCUUACGUUCACGGUUCGCCGGCUUGCGCCCACCCUAAGACACCAACUGCUAGUCCGUGUUGGCCAUGUAGAAUAUCACGGAUUCAGCACCUCCCCCCCACACAUAAACGUCUGUCUUGUCGAUGUAAUCUCGAUGUCACCCCAGCUCCCUAGUGCAAUUAUCUCCCUCACACUGUUCAUUUCGUCUGACGACGGGUUGGUGUAACUGACUUGAAAAUUCACGAGUAUACCUCGAUUUUCCGGCGAGCCUUUUCCUUUUAUUAUAUAGUAUAUUUAAUACAUCAUUGCGGCAGGCGUAUACUUCUUUCGUCCGGCCACCCAGAACUGUACAAGUCGGAUAUUUAUUCUUAGAUGUCCCUGAUGACAGCGAGCCUCUUUGUGGACUGAAUAAAGGUGUUUUAGCGUUAAGAGAUAACAUAUUAGCAGCACAGGUGCUAGCUAAAAGUUCAGACACACGUGUCUUGCUGAUAUUCUGCCGCUUCAUGGCACAGAUGCGAGGAGUUCGACUCAUCAGUGGGUACCCCAGCACUCCCCGGGUGCUUUUUGGUGGAUACUGCAGUUUAAACAUUGUUACGUUUUGACUUCCUCAGACGUUAACUGCUAACUUCAAGUAGAUCAAAUUUCGGUCUGCGCUUAUAGACCAUAGCAGUUGAUUUCUGAGGAAAUUAGAAGGCAACAAUGAAUAAAGGUAUGUCAAUCAGCCUACGUUUAUCUAGAUAUCCCCUCGGCUUUCAAAGCUUCACUUGCGACUAAAGUCCAUGGUAGUCUAUGCAAGGAGGCAUCACACACAACCCACUGGUGAGUUUUCCUGUUCAUAACCUGUGUUAACGCAGUCAGACACGCUUGAGGCGUCCGAAUUUGAUAUUUUUGAUAAUUUUAUUUAAUGCCAGUUUACAGGCAUUGUCUACGGGUUAGUUCGGCGGGCGCUCGACAAUCGUGCUACCUGCACCUGCGUUUGCCACGUGGUCAUCGAGUUGACUCAUGAGGUCGACCUGGCCGAAGUCAGGUUUGUGGCCAGUCGCGAAUUUCUGUCGCACCUCCGUACCGCUAUACAGUGUUCGUGCAUCCCUGUCUUUAAUCUUUACGCGUUCUCCGCAACUGCUUUUUUGUUAGCAGGCGACGACGGCAUUCCCUUGCCGACCGGGUUAUUUGGGUGGGUGGACCACCUGACAACGACGUGUUGAGUCGGCCUUGUGGGUGAUUCCAACCCUGAGAGGUCUGAGGAGCGUAGCGACGGCCUCCAGUACGCGUUUUGCGUACGGUAUACAUCGUCAUAGCGUGGGUUAGUUGGCCUCUGUUCGUCGUCGGUUCCUCUCGACGAACGUUCACGAAUACCUUAAGGAGCUCUACCAGAUGGUUCGCAUCGGCUCUCUUUGAAAUGUACCUGCUGCACAUCGCUUUUACUUGCCGACGCAACUUGUACGCACAACUAAUGUUGUGUUUCAGCCCGUACUUGUCGCUAAAACAUUGCAUUUUUAGUGUGAUCGUGAGUUUUACGUACAGGUUUGCCGUCAGUCCGGCGUUGGUUUAACUGCUGACGAAGACAUCUAAGGAGUGAUGGAGCCCUCCACUUUUUCCGCCAUAAAGAAGCCAGUAUCUGGGACGGCCGAGUUAUGUUUUAUUUCAGUGUAUUCCAUCCUGUGCACCCCGAUGAGAACUGGGAUUUGUCGACAGGAAAUUCUAUUCUGAAACACAUCAUGGCGCGCCUGUACGUGCAUCAGCUGGAGGUUGAGACGGUAUCGGGGCAGUACUUCAAGGAUCCGAUAAUGUCGUGAACUGUGGGCUGGUAAUCUCUGCCACAAUGACGGUCGCACAGUUAUCCGUUCAUCAUCUUGAUAACGCGUUGAGCCCGCCAGUCCCUAAUGGCUAACAGUUCCAUGUGUAGUUUGGCAGUCUAGGCAAAAAUUAAUCAUGUCCCUGUGGCCGCGAUCGUAUUUUUUCUUAGCGAUACAAGUUUUCUGGCCGUAUUACUUUCGUACUUCCAUGGUGUAUGCGGGAAAGGGGUUCCUGCUUGUUGUAGUUGCUUCCCAUUACGACUUUAUGCUUACAAACAACGCCUACUUGCAUUAAAUUAGUAGUGAUGGUGGUGGGGGUGGUGGUGGUGGUAGUAGUAGUAGUAGUAGUAGUAGUAGUAGUAGUAGUAGUAGUAGUAGUAGUAGUAGUAGUAGUAGUAGUAUGUUCGUCCUUAUCAGCUACCGCUAAUGUCGAUCGCACUAUUUUUUUUUUAGCCAGCAGACACGGAACUGCUGAAACUUUACGCGGAGAUAGAGAAAGACGCUGAUAUGAAGAAGACCCUGGAUUCAGAAAUUACCGUCCACGCUUCCUUAGCUAUGGCCCUUUCCAGUGUUGAAGAAGAGGAGGAGGAAUUGGACCUGGCAAAACUCCUAAAGACAAAGAGUGGCAGGUUGCGUCCGGGCGAGAAGUUGAAACGCACAUUUGUGGCACACACUGCAGUUCCUUCACAAAAACAGGUACAUUUCCAACCCUUUCCGACACGUUCUUUUCUAAUGUAUUCGUAAAUUUCUUGUUUACGUCAGCAGCAAGUUAUUUGUUUGUCACGGACCAACAACCUUGGCGUGCCGUCGGUUCGAUCUAUAAUGUAUUUUUUUCGGCAUUUGCUUGUAUCCGUUAACUCUGAAAAGCCGCCUCAUAACCCGCGCUUUGACUCAAAGGCAAUUAUGCACAGACAGAAUACGUUUAGUCCUCUUUUUGUCAAAAUCCUCCAAAAAUCGGUCUUGAUAUUUUGAGAACUCCAUUCAAGGUUUUCUUAUGCCUCCCUAAAACGAUCUUUGCGAAAACUAAUAGGCAGUCCUUAUUAGGUCUGUUCUCAGGCUAUUUCCAAGUUUCCAGGAGGCAGCGUACACCUUAAAAAUCGAUCCCACUGAUAUCUAGCGGUGAGUUUGUUCAAUGAGUGUUACCGACAAGGCAAGGGUAUAUUGAAAUGUCCACUUCUGGGUUAUUUGAUGCGGGGUCAGGAUUGUUACUUCGCAUCCGGCGUCUUUGAGCUGGAAACCACUACUAGCUUAAAAUUCCGAUGCCGCCUGGGCGUUCGCAGAUACUCUUUUUCACAGCGAGUCGUCGGUGCCUGGAACGGGCUUCCCGAGUACGUGAUAAUGGCGGACUCCUUGGAGACAUUCAAGCAUAGACUAGAUGUAUAUUUGCUUGUUAAAUACCACAUGUCUGGACAAAACACCUUCGUUGUGCCAAACCAACGCCUUGCAUACGCCUACCGCAAAUGCGGACGAUUGUCAUUUCAUUUUACCGAUAUCAUCUACGACUGAAUGUUCUCGAGUUUCGGUCCUGCAUUUUCAAUAAAAAAUAUUCUGUUACUUGUAUACAUUACUGACAGCAUUUUAGUACGACGUUUAUUUAAAGGUAGAUAUUGCAUGUACCGUAUUCAAUAGGGUUUUAUAAGGCAUUGCCUAAUACCCUUAGAAUAUACUGACCUACCGGUGAGCACAAGGCACGUAACACUGCCGGUGGACGUCGUCAUGCCUCCAUCCGUGUACGCAGUUAAGAGGAAGUUUGACCGGCACAGCCAUACCACGCCAUCAGAAGCCACCACAUUUCUACCCAUGUAUUAUCCUCUUCGAGAAUUACGCGUUACCGAUCAUACAUAGAAACAUGUAGUCUGGUGCAUCCUGGCGGACUUUUUAUUGUCGGCUUCCAUGCUACCUGACAUAUUUCAGUAACGCGUUUUUAUAUGUUGAAAAUUUUACCACGUCACGCAUGCAUAGACGCGUACUAGUAUUUUCCUGACGGCUACCUGCUUGUUGCAUGCAUUCUAUAGUCAAUCUUUUUCCAACGUUCUUUAUAUGUCGGUGUUUUCCUUUACGACGUUGUUGUAACCAAUAGGGAGUUCAAAGACAUUCGCUUACCUUUGCCUUAACAAAACUGAACUCAUUCAAACCAGACUGAUACGGUCUCCACCGACAGACUUAAGCCAGACCGAACUGGACCAGCUAGUGAUAGCCCAACUCGGGAUCAGUGACCUAUGGAACAUUUGCUGAAAGCGGUUCAUGCACCUUACCUACUGUGUCAGCAUUAUGCUGACUGAGCUCGGGGAAUACGCCAAGUCACGUAGGGUGACGUUCGCCGAUCUACAUUAAUUCCAAAAGAGAAGUGGACACUUUUAUUUUGCCUUUGAGCCCUGGAUGUAGAGCACGUCCGGGAGAUCGUUUAGCGACUAGCAAUCAGUAUUCGGGACGUGAGAAGACACCGGGAAUGACUGCGAACAUGGUAUCGCCGCAUAUUCUGCCUUGCAACGAAAUGAACCAGCCAGCGCCGCUCCCCCACUGAGUGACAGUUUGACUGUCGCAUUCGACGACGUUCACUGUCCCAGAAAGUGGACCCGACAGCGGUGGCUCCCGCGGGAGCGCAGUUGCGAAGCAUCUGCCGCACUCUCGCACGCUCACUUUCAUCCGAUGAGGAGACAGAGUCAGGGAGACAGAAGGUGGACGCGAACACACUCGGACAACCCGUCUACGCGUGCCACACACGAGCGACAUAUGUAACGGACUGGGUUUAGCAAGAUGUCUUAGAUUUUGCCUGGCUCAGAGUGUAAUAAGGGGCACAUUGAGAAUGAACUUCUGCAGCCUGACACCCAGUCCCGAAAAGAAACGAGUCUGUUGGUAGCCUUCCAAGCCACGAGCACUUGCACACCAUCCCUGAUUCGAGCGUGUUGCAUUUGUUAUAGUAGGGAGUGCGCCGACUUUCCGUGGGGUUGGAUUCUCCAGUGUAGGUCUGUCCAAACAACAGGCGAUGAGAUUGGACUCAGUGACUGACAAAAUUAACGUGCCUGUCUGCUUAUCUUUCUCACACACACGGCCUGCUUCCUCGUCCCUAUACGCCGCGUAAUUGAGAUCUGACCCGCGGCGUCUCGUCCGUUAAGUGGAUGCGCGUGUUAUGGAAUGGGUUCAUGCGUAACCUAGAGGUGUGUAUGUGGGUAGGGUGCUUGUGCAGCAUCAAAUAAACCCAUUACUUGUUGAGAUUAGUCGAUGUAAAGAGCCCUUUUUCUUCUCAAUCGUGUCACAUUUGGGUUUUUUAUGGGCGAGAUGAGUAACUUUAGCUUGGACUAACACUUACGUGGUUUAUCCAUUGUCCACGCCGUUAGUGGGCCCCGCAUUCUACUCUGUAGGUACCCUUAUGCUGUUUUUACUCUCUAGGGAGAACUUUUUUGACGAUCGUUUUCUUAAAUGCGUAGACUGUCCGAUAAUAUAUCUUUUGGUGAUCUCAUUAGCACCCCUUGAGUCUCAACUCCAUCCUGUAGUUUGCUGCAGACAUCUUUUCACGCCUAGUGUUCCUACAACGUACUGAUGAUCGGUAACGGCCGUCUUUGUCUGGCCUGUGGCACCCUUAACGAGCUGCUUACGCAUUAUAGGAAGUACUAUUGUUCGCACUGGAACUAUUACAUAAAUCAGUUGGUUCUGCCCAAUCACCAUUUCCGUGGGCCACAGAGUCAUCGCCAUUGAAGUCAAAGAAAUAAAUAGCAAAAAUGGUAGUCAGCUGGGACAAACGUGCUUUUUCGGUCAUGCAUCGUAACGCAUUUACAAAUAAAAAAUACGGAUUGGCGAGACACUGUUUUUCCCUAGUAACGUUGUCAGUGCAUGGGGGGGAGGGGGUUUCAGUGAUAGUGAUGGAGAGCCUGGUUCGGGAAGUGAGGAUGAACGGGAGAAGGAAGGGGCAAGUGUCCCCGGGUGGUGGGUAGGGGAGGGCAGAUUAGUUGGUUGAGGGAGGUCCACAAUCGUACUGCAGGCGCGGGGACGCAUCAAGUCAACCACCUUGGCCGCCCACCUGUGUUUGGGCCAUCAGGAUCGACCUAAGUCAGCGCGAUUGCUGAACCUAAACGAAUGGUCUUGAGCGUAGGGCGGGCUUCCCUAGCCGUGCAGCAAUCACCUCUGUCGCCCCCGCGACACUUAAUCUUGUCCCCCCCUCCUCCGAAUGUCAUCUUUCGUGCAUAAAGGCGGCACUUUUUCUCCUUCUUUAACUUAUAUUGUUCUGUCAAAGUAUCACGACGCGUUGAUGUAUGCUCGGAAACAUACAUUCGUCUAGGUAGACUAACCGUUUUAAUGGCAGUUUCCACUGACCUGAUAAUUCUAGUGCUCCGAUAUACGACCUGCGGAAAUGAGAGGACAACCUUCUUCGCGCUUUUUCUCCCUUGCAUGCAACAUGAGGAUUUUUCGGGCUACUCACCCCUUCCAUCCGCUCCCUGAUCAAAACUGUUUCCAUCUUUCUACUUACCAGGUGGAAGAGGCCCUUGUGGAGCAGCGAAAGCGUCUGCUUCUGGAGCAGUACAUGACGCCGGAGUUUUUGGCCAGUGUUUCAGACACUGGAAAACUACUCGGCGUGGAACGAAACGAGCAGCCUCCGACAGACGCCGCCAACGCGGAAGGUGAAGAAAGAGAGGAGGAGGAAGAAGAGGAAGAGGAGGACGAAGAUGAGGUGGCAGCGGCGGAUGGGACCGGUGCUGAUACUGUCGCCUAA
Messenger RNA from Spirometra erinaceieuropaei, 12092 nucleotides. The record is from the annotation of a GenBank genome assembly. Lineage: Eukaryota; Metazoa; Platyhelminthes; Cestoda; Diphyllobothriidea; Diphyllobothriidae.